UAAUCCUUAAGAUGUGUGUGCAGCCCCUAUAUACUACAGGGUCCAGUAUGCAAUGCUCCAUCUUGAUCAGAAUAAUUUGUUACUGUGGCAUUUAGUCUUCACAGGCUUCCCUGGUAUAUUAAGGAUGAGGAUGGCUGCAGUGUGUGCUCCAUCUCACGUAAACUUGAUGCAGCUCUUUGGUCCCUUUCCAGCUCUCGAGAUCUUACUGGGGCAAAGAUUGGGCAGUGAAGCAGAACGGAGUAAGAGGCUUCUUAGAACAAGGAUCCUUGCCAUCAGAGUAUCCGCACUUGAUGUGAAGACACCAGAGGAGCUCUUUGUGGAGAAUGGGACAGAAGCAAGACUUCCAUGCACAUUUUCAUCCCGAGAUGUGAUCAGCAGCGCAGCGUCCAUCUCCUGGAGCUUCCAACCAGAGGGAGCAACAACUCCUAUAUCAUUCUUCUAUUACUCUCAAGGGAACGCAUACCCUGGGAAGGACACACCAUUUAAGAACAGAAUCAGUUGGGCUGGAGACCUUAACAAGAAAGAUGCAUCUGUCAGCAUAGCAAACGUGCAGUUCCGGGACAACGGCACUUACUUCUGCGAUGUCAAGAACCCACCUGACAUAGUUGUCAAGCCAGGAGAAAUCCGACUUAGAGUCGUGCAGAGAGACAAUCUACCUGCGUUCCCCACUGGCAUGGUGGUAGCGAUAGCCAUUGGUGUGACUCUAGUUGUCUUGCUGCUCAUCGCGAUUAUCGUGUGUGUCGUCAGAAAGAAGAACUCUAAAAAGCAUUACUCUGGCUGCAGUACCUCUGAGAGCUUGAUGUCGCCAGUUAAGCAGGCUCCACGGAAGUCCCCCUCCGACACAGAGGGUUUGGUAAACCACGUGCCCGCCAGAUUGCACCAGGGCCCAGUAAUUUAUGCGCAAUUGGAUCAUUCCGGUGGGCAACACAGCGACAAGAUUAACAAGUCGGAAUCCGUGGUUUAUGCUGACAUUCGGAAGAACUGAGGAGAUCCCACCGUAUCCAAAGCAAAACAAAAAUUCAAACUGGAAUGGCUUGAAUCAAAUGUGACCCAGAGAACUCACAUGUGGCCUUUGAUGCCUAGGCUAGGACCAAUGCAUGUGAAUACAGAGAGAUAUAUGUGUUGUGUGUGUAAAUAGUCUAUUUAAUCGUACAGAAGUGAGACCAGUGUUGCAUGUUGAGAUGCAGUAAGAAUUCUGCUUAUAAAUGGCCAAUAUUCUUUUUUGUAUCUAGGAUAAGGGGAGAAAAAGUGAAAAUACAUAACAUGGCAAUUUUAAAGUAUUUUUUUGUCUCAAUCAUUAAUGGGGAAACUGGAGGGUGCUAGGGGAUUCUAGAUUUACCUGAUCAUUUUUCAACAGGGUUUUCCUUUUUUGAAGGGAUGGAUAUGAGGAAGGUAGUUUCUAUAGGAUAUUUCCUCUUCUCCAAUCUAUACAAAUUGACUGCCACCUCAUCUUACUUAUACAAUUAGACCUCUUUGCUCAGAAAAACCCUCCCAUCUGCAUGGGAGAAGGAAGAGCUAAGUUAUAAAGGAUCUGGUAAAUUUUAGCCAUUUGAAAUGUCUACCCUUCACCCCUUUAAAUGUAUGAGA
Molecule: messenger RNA, 1587 nt
Organism: Chrysemys picta bellii (western painted turtle)
Lineage: Eukaryota; Metazoa; Chordata; Testudines; Emydidae
Gene: MPZL1
Product: myelin protein zero like 1
Cellular component (GO): plasma membrane; focal adhesion; cell surface
Source: RefSeq, a predicted model, not a curated record